This is a messenger RNA of Didymodactylos carnosus, 1197 nucleotides long. The record is from the annotation of a GenBank genome assembly. Lineage: Eukaryota; Metazoa; Rotifera; Eurotatoria; Philodinida; Philodinidae.
AUGGGAAGUCAAAUGAAAAAAUCAGCUGAUCAACCGCGAGCUCAGUGGUAUUGGAAAUCCAAUUCUGAUUCAUGGUCUACAAAUGAACAAGAAGAAUGGACAAAAUAUUCUGAUAUCGAAUCCGCGAUUAUUGAAGAAGCAUUUAAUGGAACAAAUAAAACAAAACUAGCUGAUCUAGAUAAUUAUUUGAUUAACUUAAACGAAUCUAUUCAAAUCAGUAAAUCGGAUCCUAAUAGACAGCGGCAAAUAAAGCGAGUUCCAAUUAGUAGAAACGAAACUCAAGGUUUAAGAGAACAACGAUUCUUUCUACCACCAGGAUUGAGUAAAACAUUCAAUACUGACAAGGGCGAAGGCGCUUAUAAUUUUCUUUCACAGUGGAAGAAAGACAAGAAACUUUCCAAUGCUGAAAUAGUGAAGCAGGCAGCGAAGGGAAUAAUUACUGAAGGAAAGCAACUCGAUAAACAUUGUGAGUCACACUACAUAGCUCGCCAACUGCUAGCCGUGAGAAAAAAAGACCGAAAAGAAAUUUACACGUGCUGCAUCCAGCUAUACACAAUGGAAUGCUUUUUAUACAAACUAAUAAACAAAGCACUGAGAGAAAACGAUACGAGCAAAACAAGCACGCUCGGGCCAUUUUGCUACAUUUUAUUCAGAAGCUGGCUAACCACAGAAGAAAAACAUACAGCGACACUCUACCGCGGUGUGAAUAUCGAUGAUAAUCAGCUCACAUCGUAUCAAGAGGCCAUAGGCCAAACUAGAUGUUGGGACGGCUUUACCUCAACCACCAAAAACCACGAAAAAGCGCAAAUGUUCGGUAACAUCUUAUUCGUCAUCGAUGCAACACACAACGGAGGCAUCGAUAUCUCAGCACUAUCCGAUUAUGACGAAGAAGAAGUUCUACUACCACCGGGAACCUCAUUUAUAAUCAACAAAGUCGACCCAACCGAACCCCAUACCCUCAUUUACCUGCAGCUUCUUGAUUGGCAUUCUUCACUAGCUGCAUCAUCAUUGAUUCACUUGUUGGCGACCUCAUCAUCGUCAGAUGAGCACUGCUGUGACGAAAGCGAAAUGUCAUCUGGUGCCAACGAACAUCUACGAGAUGCAUUAAUAGCCUGGUCUUUAUGGUGGUCGUUGGCAUUUUCCACUAGCUGCAUCAUCAUUGAUUCACUUGUUGGUGACCUCAUCAUCGUCAGAUGA